Molecule: messenger RNA, 1542 nt
Organism: Geodia barretti
Lineage: Eukaryota; Metazoa; Porifera; Demospongiae; Tetractinellida; Geodiidae
Source: the annotation of a GenBank genome assembly
CGAUUUUCGAACAAGCGAAUAUCCCCACGAUGCAAGCUAUAGCCGCAUUGUUAUGUGCAGUCUUUGUCACGAACGCUAAAGGAGAUUGCAGUAUUGGGGACAAUUGGACUGCCGACGGUGACUGGUACGCGCCAGACCCCCAGCACGGAUUCUUCUUCUACAAAUCAGUAGGCACAGGCACUGUUACAUCCAUUAGGGCUCGUGGACUCUGUCCCAGUCCCCCUGAAAACGCAACUGUCAUAAUGCAAAUUCUCAACUCUACAAAACUUUAUGAAGGCGGAAUUAAACCUGCUUAUAUGGCAUACUUAACUUGACAGCCGAGUGCAAUUACUCUUCUCCUAUAAAAGGAUCUGAUUAUUAUGAGGGAUAUGCAAGACAUGAUGAUAUUAGUAUCAGAGUGCCGGAUGGGGGCUAUCUGGGUGUGAAAAUCAGCCCUAAUUGCUCUGAAGGAGUCUGCUUCUUUCAGCCAGCGGCUAUAAAUGGAAGUAAAGAUCUUUUAUUUGUUUUACCAAAGAGUCGAGAAGCUCACGCUCUCUAAAAGUGUCUCCUCUUUUCCAUCACCUUUAUUCCUGAUGAUGAGACGGAGGCUGAUAAUAGAGCUAGGGUUGCAGUAGCCACAGUGAUAAUCGUUCUUUUGUUCUUGGUGUUGUGUUCAGUGGUGGUGGCUAUCCUCGUCAAGCGGAGGAUGGUCAAGUCGAGGAAACUUCCUGCUAACCUGAAAAUAUACUCCUGUCCUCCUUACUUUGGACACACUUUAUCUGCUAAAGCCAACGACGACAGUACAUCACAUUCCUAUGACUAUGCUCAAAAUUUUGAGGCCGACCAAAGUGUGAUGAUUAAUUAAUUUUAGGUGGGCUUUGCAAUGAUGAACCAUUCUGGGAGCCAGCCAGUGUAGAGGAUGAGCUCAAGAAACAACUGGAAGGAUUGACUAUCUCGCUUGAUGGUCUCUUACUUUCCAGUGAGCUGGGUAGUGGUGAGUUUGGUGUGGUGAGGAGGGGAGUGUGGAGUGUGGGGGGAGAGGAGAGGGAGGUGGCUGUCAAGUCACUGGCAGAUGGCUCCACAGAGGAGAAACGCAUUCAGUUCCUGCAGGAGGCAGCCAUCAUGGGCCAAUUCAAACAUCCCAAUAUCAUCACUCUCCAUGGGGUUCUUCUGGAAAGAAAACAAGUGAUGAUUGUGGUUGAGCUGAUGAAGAGUGGUAACCUUCUGCAUCACCUUUGCUCCUUUAAAUCUGGGGCUCCACACACUGCUGCACUAGUGCUGAGUUUCUGUCGUCAGAUUGCCUCAGGAAUGGCCUACUUGUCUGGGAAGGGGUUCAUACACAGAGACCUGGCUGCCAGGAACAUACUGGUCUCUCAUGAGGAAAUGUGGAAGAUUGCUGAUUUUGGCAUGUCCCGAGUUCUGCAAGACACUGACUACUAUGUCUCUCGUGGAGGGAAAAUCCCUGUGAAAUGGACAGCUCCAGAGGCUCUCCACUACAAGAAGUACUCGACUGCCAGUGACAUGUGGAGCUUUGGAGUUGUCCUCUAUGAGAUAUGGACACUA